Molecule: messenger RNA, 1935 nt
Organism: Cryphonectria parasitica EP155
Lineage: Eukaryota; Fungi; Ascomycota; Sordariomycetes; Diaporthales; Cryphonectriaceae
Exons: 2
Coding region: 1-1935 (644 amino acids)
Source: RefSeq, a predicted model, not a curated record
AUGGCAUCGCGCCAGCUUCGACGACGGCGUCUGCACACGAGUCCUCCACCGAAGGAGACCAACUCAUGGCGCUUCACCACCCUCCUCCCGCCCGAUCCUACCUUCCCGACGCCUGCAGAGUCUCACAAGACGCCACGCGACCAGAUCACACCUCGCCAGGUGCGCGGCGGCCUCUUCACCUGGGUGCGCCCCGAGCCGCAGGAGGACCCCGAGCUCCUCGCCGUCUCCCCUGCCGCACUCCACGACCUGAACAUUGCGCCCUCCGAGGCCACCACGGACGAGUUCCGCCAGCUCGCAGCCGGGAAUGUUCUGCUGGGCUGGGACGAGGCCAAGAUGGAAGGCGGAUACCCGUGGGCGCAGCUGUACGGAGGCUUCCAGUUCGGCCAGUGGGCCGGCCAGCUGGGCGACGGACGAGCCAUCAGCCUGUUCGAGACGACGUCCCACAAUAGCAGAUAUGAGGUCCAGCUCAAGGGCGCUGGGAUGACUCCCUACUCGCGCUUCGCAGAUGGCAAGGCCGUGCUGCGGUCCAGCAUCCGCGAGUUCGUCGUCAGCGAGGCGCUGAACGCGCUGGGCAUCCCGAGCACCCGCGCUCUGGCCCUCUCCCUGCUGCCGCACAGCAAGGUGCGCCGUGAGACCAUCGAGCCCGGUGCCAUCGUCGUGCGGUUCGCCCAGAGCUGGAUCCGCCUCGGCAACUUCGACAUCCUCCGCGCCCGCGGCGAGAGGCCCAUGAUCCGCAAACUGGCCAGCUACGUCGCCGAGGAGGUCCUGGGCGGCUGGGACCGACUACCUGGCAGGCUGAGCGACCCAUCUGCACCCACCGAGGCGCCGGAUCUCGAGUUUCCGCCCCGUGGCGUGACCGGCAGGGACGACGUGCAGGGCCCUCCCGAGGCGGCUGAGAACCGCUUCGCGAGGCUCUAUCGAGAGGUCGUCCGGCGCAAUGCCCUUGUCGUGGCGAAAUGGCAGGCCUAUGGCUUCAUGAACGGCGUGCUGAACACCGACAACACGUCCAUCUGCGGACUGUCCAUCGACUUUGGGCCGUUUGCCUUUCUGGACAAUUUUGAUCCGGCGUAUACCCCCAACCACGACGACCACAUGCUCCGCUACAGCUAUAGGAACCAACCCACGAUCAUAUGGUGGAACCUGGUCCGCUUCGGCGAGGCCAUUGGCGAGCUCAUCGGCGCGGGCGCCACGGUCGACUCGGACAAGUUCAUCAACGAGGGCGUGUCCGAGGAGGGGCCCGAGGCGGACGAGCUGGUGGCACGGGCCCAGAAGCUCAUCGAGCAGGCCGGCGAGGAGUACAAGGCCGUCUUCCUGGCCGAGUACAAGCGCCUGAUGACCGCCAGGCUCGGCCUGCGGAGGUUCCAGGAGCAGGACUUCCAGGACCUCUUUAGCGAGCUGCUCGACACCAUGGAGGCGCUCGAGCUGGACUUCAACCACUUCUUCCGCCGGCUCAGCACCAUCAGGACCGCCGACCUGGCCACCGACGACGCGAGGCGGCACAAGGCCGCUGUCUUUUUCCACAAGGAGGGCAUCAGCGCCACCGGCGUGUCCGAGGACGAGGCUCGUCAGAGAGUCGCCCGCUGGCUGGAGAAGUGGCGCGCGCGCGUCCUCGAGGACUGGAGCGCGGGGGCCGCGGAGGGGACUGUCGACGACGCUGCCAAGGAGGAGGAGCGCAUCGCCGCGAUGAAGCGGGUCAACCCCAGCUUCAUCCCGCGCAGCUUCAUCCUCGACGAGGUUAUCAAGAGGGUCGAGAAGGGCGGCGAGAGAGACGUGCUCCGCCGGGUCAUGCACAUGGCGCUGCACCCUUUCGAAGACGAGUGGGACGGUAGAGAGUUCGAGGGGUCAUUAUACAGUGGAGACAAGGACGAGGAAGCUCGCUGGACCGGCGAUGUGCCCAAGUUCGAGAGGGCUAUGCAAUGCAGCUGCAGUUCGUGA